GGUUUUGCCUUUUGAGAGAAACACACGUAAACAACGACUUGGACAUGUCUUCAGAAUUGAGAUAUACAGCCAACACACAGCUAGAGCAUUUGCAUGCUCGAUACACGGGAACCGGGCAUGCGGACUUGACGAAAUAUGACUGGCUGACGCAUCAGCACCGAGAUACACUUUCGUCCAUAGUAGGGCAUUCUACCCUGACUUCAUACCUUGCUAUUGCGGAUGGAGAAGCAACGGGACGCGUCAAGUUUGAAAUGACCGAGCGAAUGCUGCAGCCAUGCGGGCCGCCUCCCCGCAAAGAUGAUGAUUAGACAGCGGAGACAGCGUACUUGAAUUGCCAGUGUAUAUACAGUUUAUUCUGUCUAUAGAAACGUAUUGGUUCGUAUAUCUUCCGUCCGCUGCAAAAGACCGUAACACGGAACGGAUCCGAUGACCGGAAGCUUAGC
This is a messenger RNA of Desarmillaria tabescens, 443 nucleotides long. Its product is annotated as splicing factor 3B subunit 5/RDS3 complex subunit 10. The record is from RefSeq and is a predicted model, not a curated record. The coding region runs from base 45 to 308 and encodes 87 amino acids. Gene Ontology annotation, cellular component: U2 snRNP; precatalytic spliceosome. The transcript has 6 exons. Gene Ontology annotation, biological process: mRNA splicing, via spliceosome. NCBI's taxonomy places the organism in Eukaryota, Fungi, Basidiomycota, Agaricomycetes, Agaricales, Physalacriaceae.